Cryptomeria japonica (Japanese cedar) is the source of this 3484-nucleotide messenger RNA. RefSeq names its product probably inactive leucine-rich repeat receptor-like protein kinase At5g48380. Bases 1270 to 3117 code for a protein of 615 amino acids. The record is from RefSeq and is a predicted model, not a curated record. The transcript has 2 exons. NCBI's taxonomy places the organism in Eukaryota, Viridiplantae, Streptophyta, Pinopsida, Cupressales, Cupressaceae. Gene Ontology annotation, biological process: protein phosphorylation. Gene Ontology annotation, molecular function: protein kinase activity; protein binding; ATP binding.
AACGAGGUGACAGAAUAGGACAGAGGCAAAAGAUGAAUGAGAAGGACAGAAAGGCGCGAGAGCUCGCUGCAAGCCCCAAACGGAAACUUACAGGCCAUUGGCCACCAUAAAAGUUAGUGCAAUGGGAAAGCAGACUGGAAGAUACAUAGGACACGUGGCCUUGACUGUACUAGUUAUUCCGCGCUUUGUAUUUUCAAUUGACUCGACAUUACAGGACUAAGAUUUUCCUCUUUUCACACUCAAGCUCAAAUGGGACUUCACCAAUCUGCGAGGCCGACGUCAAAUUAUUUAAGGGCACGCAGGUAGUCUGUUAUCUGUCAGAGGAAAUGCAGACAGAAAUUCCAAACAGGGGGAGAAUAAAUUAUAUGGGCUUGGAAGCGUUCUAUAUGUUUUUUCUCGCUCCGGGAUUCGAACCCGAGACGUGGAGGUGCGCUUACGGCGUGGAAACAGUGGGGUUUUUCGAGCCUUUCGCGAAAUUUGGGUGAAGUGGCCUGGGGCUUGAGAAAUUUUCAGGGUUUUUUCCUAGGGUUCCGGGAUUCUGUAUAAGUUUUUCUAGGGUUCCGGGGCUGGAUUUGAUAGAAUAUGUCUUCAUUGACAGUACGUAUCUUUUUCCAGGAAGAGGCCAUGUGAUGUGCGGUUUCAGAAACUAGGGUUUGAAUAUGCUUUUUAGAAAAUAAAGUUGGGGGUUUUCGCGGUUGAAUUUGACUGUGUAUGCCAAGUUAAGUCACAGGGCUUCCCUAACGCUUUUAAGACUUUUUUUUAACUUGUGGCCUGAAGCAGGGUUUCCAUGGCCUGGGAGUUAGUUUUGAGGUGAAUGUAUGUCUUAUUUUGUUAUUGGAGAGGAAAUUUUCAGCGUUUAUAUUUUUUGGUAAUUUUUUCUGAGUCCUGAAAUGUGAAGAUCCAAGUUUUUGAACUCUUGGGACAAUGCACUGGGGUUUUCUUGAAAUUUCUUCAUGUUUCGCGCUGGUUUUAUGUGCUUUUUGGAGUAGCGGCGAUCCUGGGCUCGUUCGACAUUAGGGUUUCAUUUAUUUGAUUUUUAUUUAGUGAUAGUCAAAGUUCAAAGGCAAGUUCCCGAUUAAGCUUCUUCAGUUUUAAUCUGGUCUGGCGGAGAGGGAUACGUUUAAGUGAAUCUCAUGAACCGUGCAUUUCAUCCGGUUGCAGGAGGAAUUGCCUCAGCCUCGAGAACAAUGAAAGCCCAAUAGUCUCACCUCAGCAUACCUGACAAGAAGGCUUUACAUACCCAAUCGGCAAGGUCGCAGACUGACAAGGAUGGGAAAAAGUAUUGGCCUUUUCUUGGCUAAGGUUAUUGUUUCUGUGGUUCCACUGCUGUCUCUCUUGUUGAUUCAAGGUAGUGCGACUGAAACGGAUAUUCAAUGCCUGAAAACUUUAAAGAGGAAUUUGAAGGAUCCUAACGACUAUCUUUCUACCUGGAAGUUUGAAAAUCUCCCUGAGGGGUAUAUCUGCAACUUUGUAGGAGUGGACUGCUGGCAUCCGAACGAGAAUAGGGUUUUGAACAUCAAACUCCCUGGCAUGGGUCUGGAGGGUGAUUUCCCAUUGGGGUUUAAUUAUUGCACCACAAUGACAGGGCUGGAUCUCUCUGAUAAUAAAUUUACAGGGCCUAUCCCUGUAAACCUUCCAAAAUGGAUUCAAUAUCUGACUUCCUUAGAUCUUUCUCAGAACAAUUUUGUAGGCACAAUUCCUCGAGAGGUUGCAAACUUGACGUACUUGAACAUACUUCAUUUACAAAGUAAUCAGUUGACUGGCCAGAUUCCCUGGGAGCUCACCAGGUUGGAACGACUCAAAGAAUUUAAUGUAGCGAACAAUCGGUUAUCAGGGCAGAUUCCUACAUUUGUACAUAAAUUUGAAGCAGAUAACUUUAAUAAUAACAGUGAUCUCUGUGGAGUCCCUCUGAGGAAUUGCAAUGAGACAUUGCCUGCUAAGAAAAAAAGCCCGGUUAUUGCUACGGCUGCAUCUGUUACUGGCGUUUCAGUUUUUUUUUUGAUUGGAUAUUCCGUCUGGUGGUUCUUCAUUCGAUCAGAGCCAAAGGAAAUUGUUACUAUAGAUGAAAGCAAAUGGGCCGAGCGGAUAAAGGGUCAAUUCGCUAAGGUUUCCAUGUUUGAGAAACCUGUUUCAAAGAUUAGUCUGGCUGAUCUUAUGGUGGCCACAAAUGAGUUCAGCACCGAAAACAUCAUAGGUACAGGAAGAACUGGCACAAUGUAUAAGGCAACGUUGCCAGAUGGUUCUAUAUUGGCAAUCAAAAGGUUGCAACCAUCUGCACAGACUGACAAGAAAUUCAAGUCUGAAAUGAUUACUCUUGGGCAAUUACAUCACCGAAAUUUGGUUCCACUUCUUGGCUACUGUGUUGCAAAAGGAGAGAAGCUUCUGGUUUACAUGCACAUGCCUAAUGGAACCUUGUAUGAAAAACUUCAUGUUGUUGAGUCAGAUGGUAAUAGUAUAGACUGGCCCAAAAGGUUAAAAAUAGCAAUUGGUGCAGCUAGAGGAUUGGCUUGGCUUCACCAUAGCUGCAAUCCUAGGGUUAUCCAUCGCAAUGUAAGUUCUAAAUGCAUAUUAUUGAAUGAAGAUUAUGAACCGAGGAUAACAGACUUUGGGCUUGCUCGGUUGAUGAAUCCUGUAGAUACCCAUCUUAGCACAUUUGUCAAUGGUGAUUUUGGCGAUUUGGGUUAUGUAGCACCAGAAUACAUGCGCACCUUGGUUGCCACUUUGAAGGGGGAUGUCUUUAGUUUUGGGGUUGUUCUUCUAGAGUUGGUUACUGGACAGAAACCUGUUGAAGUUGAAAACAUACAUGAAAGUUUCAAGGGUAAUUUAGUAGAUUGGAUCAGCUAUCUUUCAAAACAUGGUAAUGUUCAGGAAGCCAUCGACAAAGCUUUGAUUGGCAGGGGAUAUGAUGAAGAGCUUCUACAAGUUCUGAAGGUGGCUACUAACUGUGUUCUUUCUCCACACAAGGAGAGGCCUUCUAUGUAUGAGGUUUACCAUCUGCUAAGAGCCAUUGGUGAGAAUUACAACUUUUCAGAUCAGUAUGAUGAUAUACCUCUUGUAUCAGAUACUGCUGAGCGUGAUUACUCAAAUGAGCUUAUAGUGGCAAUCGAACCAAAGUGAAAUUUGGCAACAGCUAUGAGUACCUUUCAGGAAGUCUUUGGCAAAUGGCGAAGAUGACUCAGAUUCUUAACUGUAACAUUGCUGUGGGAGCUGAGCUACGGCCUGAAUAUAAUGAUGGAUUGAUAGUCUGCUACCUCCUUUCAAAAUGUUUGCUAGCCAAAUUAAUCUUGAAGACUUAUCAUGUAACAUCAUGAAAGUGUUCUCAUCUCUGCAAGAGAACAUGAAUUGCUUCUUGAAACAUGCCAGAGGAUUCAUUGGCAGAUUAUUAUAACUUAUAUGUUCUAAAUUAUUUAUGGCUGAAUUUUGUUGGGCAAUAGAACCCAAGGUAAGAAAUUAGUCGUAUUCAGUUCUAUUUUAUAUUUUAUCA